Messenger RNA from Linepithema humile (Argentine ant), 1509 nucleotides. It is a transcript of the gene CSN4, whose product is annotated as COP9 signalosome subunit 4. Gene Ontology annotation, cellular component: COP9 signalosome; cytosol. The record is from RefSeq and is a predicted model, not a curated record. Lineage: Eukaryota; Metazoa; Arthropoda; Insecta; Hymenoptera; Formicidae.
GAGACACAAAUAAAUGAACGUACUCAGAGUAGCGAAGUUGAUGGUGAUGUAGUCGAUCAGCAGUAGCCGCGGUAGCAAGUAAAAUCAUCCUGAGAAAAAAUGGUCGUGACAGUGGCUUCCGUACGUCAACAACUCACCAAUUUGGCGCAUUCCGGUGGUUCCCAUAAAGAUCAGGCUGAAAAAUAUCGUGCAACUUUGGACUUGAUAUUGUUGUCUUCCGGCGAGGAACUAGUUGAUGCCUUGAAGACGUUCAUCGAAGCAAUUGUGAACGAAAAUGUGAGUCUGGUGAUUUCAAGGCAAGUUUUAACCGAUGUCAGCAGUCGUUUACUAUUUUUACCUGAUGAGAUAUCGAAAGCUGUUUCACAUUACACACUAGAUAAGGUCCAGCCGCGUGUCAUUUCCUUUGAAGAACAGGUAGCUAGUAUAAGGCAACAUUUAGCUGAUAUUUAUGAACGUAAUCAGAAUUGGCGGGAAGCUGCAAAUGUUUUAGUUGGCAUACCACUGGAAACAGGACAAAAACAAUAUACUAUCGAUUACAAACUUGAGACUUAUCUCAAAAUUGCCAGAUUAUAUCUGGAAGAUGACGACCCAGUACAGGCUGAAGCAUUUAUUAAUCGAGCAUCACUUUUACAGGCUGAGUCUAAAAAUGAACAAUUACAAAUUUAUUACAAAGUGUGCUAUGCAAGAGUGCUAGAUUAUAGAAGAAAAUUUAUAGAGGCAGCUCAGAGAUACAAUGAAUUAUCAUACAGAUCCAUAAUUCAUGAAGACGAACGCAUGACUGCUCUUAGAAAUGCCCUAAUUUGCACGGUAUUGGCUUCUGCAGGACAACAAAGAAGUCGGAUGUUAGCAACUCUGUUCAAAGAUGAACGCUGUCAACAACUUCCUGCUUAUUCAAUUCUUGAGAAAAUGUACUUGGAUCGUAUCAUUCGACGCUCCGAAUUGCAGGAAUUUGAAGCGUUAUUGCAACCUCAUCAGAAAGCAUGCACUAUCGAUGGGUUAGGUUCCACUAUACUCGACCGUGCUGUUAUCGAGCACAAUUUAUUGUCCGCUAGUAAAUUGUACAACAAUAUUUCGUUCGAAGAGUUAGGCGCCUUGUUGGAUAUUCCACCUACUAAAGCAGAAAAAAUUGCUAGCCAAAUGAUCACUGAAAGCAGAAUGAAUGGCUACAUAGAUCAAAUUGAUUCUAUAGUACAUUUCGAAACACGUGAAACCUUACCAACAUGGGACAAGCAAAUACAAUCACUCUGUUAUCAAGUGAAUCAAAUAAUUGAAAAGAUAGCUCAAACAGAGCCAGAAUGGAUUGCAAAAGCGAUGGACGAUCAAAUGGUGCAUUAAUAUUAAUUAUUUAAUAUGAAAAAAAAAAACUACAAAACUCGGAAAUCAUUUAUAACGUAACAGAACCAGCCAAAAGUGAAUAUUUAUAUUAUAGCUCAUCGUUCGAACAAUAGUAUCUAAUAUACGUCAUUUAUAUUUCAUUAUUUGAUUAAAAAAUUGGUUUUUUUAAAAAUA